AUGACGCCUGGAGAUCCUCGCUCGCAGUUACCCCAGCUCGCAUCUAUCUCGCCAUGGUCCACAUUUGGUAGAGACAAACCGCUUGCCUCUCCCAUUCUCGGCCAACAUGACUUUUCGGGACCUGCCACCCGUCCAGACGAUGCGCAAUUGUAUGGCCCGCGGCGCUCUCUCAGCAAGAGGGACCGUAGGUCGCAGAUUGGCAGAGCUCCUAGUAUAUCGACAAAUUAUCAUGGAUCCACGGCAUUGGCAUCUUCGGAUGCGAUACCUUGUCAAUCUGAUCUGCCCUCUCCCAGUCGAAAAUCUUCUGAACUUGCCGAUGAUGACGAUUCUCCCUCUCCACCAGCUACAAGUCACGGUUCUUCCCAUCAUAACUCUGCACCGAGCCCCCGUAUAGAUUCCCGAGCUCUUACGCCUCACUCUUCGAGAUCGUCCUGUUCUCACCCUGUAAGCGAUUCUGUUGGGGUUGCUGAAACUCAAGGAUCGGACUCCCCUCGCACUUUUGGCCGCCACUCACGACGGCAUACAAGCACAUCGUCUCGUCAUCGUUCCAUGGCAGCAUCAUUCUCGCCUCCUUUGCCUCCUUUGAACCACCCGGAACUUCUCUCAACCUUGUUAUCUCGCUCUCAGUCCAGAAAGAACUACCACGCAACCUCCAGUACGCAUCUCAACUCCUUGAAAGCGGUAGGAAAUACUUAUCCCUCUCGACGGCGUCGUUCCAAGACCAGUGGAGAUACAUACUUCCGUUCACGGCAGCCGACAGAUGCAUUUGGCUCUGGCCGCCCCUUGCGCAAAUAUUCGAGCCUGUCGAGACUUGAACGAGUAUUUCGGAGCUCGUCCAUGGAGCGUCAGGCCUCCUUGUCUACCCAUAGAUCAAAUUCUUUAUCCCUGAGACGUUCCAGUGCGGAUUGGAGCGCUCAUCAAGCCACUAUUGGGUCUACUUCGCAGCUUCCAAGCGAGUACGGAUGGCCUGCUGAAGUCACUCAACAUUUUCUGAAGCUCUCCCUCGGGGAGGUCGCCGGCCGCGGCGCCGUCCGAGCCGGCCAGCUCCCGGAGGAUGCCGGUCCUCGUGUACCCCAUGUGGUCCCCCAGUCAGAAACGCCAUGUCCUUGUCAUUCGUCUCCUCGUAUACCCUCUCUUCAUCUUUCCCCCCAGUGGCCCCCGUCGUCUGCACCAUUAGCAGCGGCUGAGUCCCAGGGCGCCAGCAGUACCUUAUCACGGUCGCGCAUAUAUACCCCUGGUCCGAAUCAGCAGGAGCUUCUGCUCGUGGAAGAUAGCAGGAUGUUGGAACGAGUUGACGCCACGACGCGGAACACGUUGGAGAAGAGCACAGGUGAUUCUGCUCGUGGCUCUGCCAAGAAGAAGCCUCGCAGCAAGCGUGCAUCUCAUACGAGCAUGCCCGCAUCCAUCGCAUCUACUUCAAAAACCCAGGAGGCUGGCCCCUUUCCUCGACUCCAUCCUUCUAUCCCUCCUCCUCUUACCCCUCCUGCCCCCAAAGGCAGAGUUCGAUCUGCAUUGAAACCUACGCGUUCUGCAAGCGAACCUGGACUCACGUCUGUCCUCGAGACACCUACCAACGGCAAAGGCAAGCGCAAGGCGGAAGACCUCGACACGACACCUCCGGAGUUGAGGAGCCAUCAUGCAACUUUUGUUAUACCCGAGGAAGGUCAACGCACACAUCGUACAUCUGAAGUUUCGCGUGCACCCUCUUCCUACCACCGUAAGCGCGCUCGGCUCUCAUCUUCGCCGACAUCGUCCCCCGCCCCUUCGAGACCAGGCUCCGUUCAGCAACAAUCAUCGUGGCCCAGCCGGAACAGUGGACCUCCUCAGAGUCUCUCGCGCAUGCAGCCCAAAGCCGCUUCUAUGAGGUCCAACUAUGGGGAGUCCGCUACGGAUCGCGACCGACGGCGCAGCAUAUCUGAGAUAUCCAUCCCCAUCAGCGCUCUCGUUGCUCCGCAUGCACCGUCCGUGAGCAUGUCGAGCACAUACCACAUGCAUGAUCCCCGGAAGCCCCCAAGGGUAAUGCCGACGGAAUGGGCGCUGCGGUUCAGGUCCCAGGAUGAGGAAGGAUCACCGCUGCAGGCAUGGUGCUUCUUUAUUGGCUUCAUUCUGUUCCCGCUCUGGUGGAUCGCCUCGUUUAGCCCCAUUCCCAAGACACGCGAGGUCGGAGGUACCGACUCGGAAAAAGCGGUCACGAUCGACAAUCCGCAGGUUGAACACGAUGCAAGGACCUGGCGCUUUCGGUGUCGCGUCAUGUCAGCCGUGUCAUUCCUCACCUACAUACCCUUCAUUGUUCUGGUGGCCAUCUUUGUCCCUAGGCGAUAA
Molecule: messenger RNA, 2322 nt
Organism: Sparassis crispa
Lineage: Eukaryota; Fungi; Basidiomycota; Agaricomycetes; Polyporales; Sparassidaceae
Exons: 4
Coding region: 1-2322 (773 amino acids)
Source: RefSeq, a predicted model, not a curated record